AUGGCAACAAAAUUUUUUAAAACUGUGAUAUUGGGUGCUCCAGCGUCUGGAAAAGGAACGAUUUCCGAAAGAAUCGUGAAAAAUUUUAAUUUAGAACAUGUUUCGAGUGGGGAUAAACUGAGACAACACAUCCAAAACAAGACUUCGAUUGGAAAUGAGGCACAAAAAUUCAUACGAGAGGGAAAACUAGUACCUGAUGAAGUCAUGAUAAAAUUUAUAUCUGAAGAACUAAACAAUGUAAAGCCCGUAUGGUUAUUAGAUGGUUUUCCGCGGACACUAAAUCAGGCGGAAGCUCUUUGGAAAAUUCACAAAUUGGACGUGGCAUUAAAUUUGGUGGUUCCGUUUCCCGUCAUUAUAGAUAGAGUCAAAGGGAGAUGGGUUCAUUUAGGAAGUGGCAGAGUUUAUAACGUGGGUUUUAAUGAACCCAAAGUUCCGGGCAAGGAUGAUAUAACCGGGGAACCAUUGGUACAAAGAGAAGAUGACAAACCAGAAGUGGUUUUAAAAAGACUGGAAGCGUACGAGAAGCAAACUCGACCAGUGAUUGAAUUCUAUCAGGACAAAGGGAUACUAAAAGAAUUUGUUGGGAAUACUUCUAAUGAAAUAUGGCCUAAAGUUUUGGAAUGCCUGGUCACUUAUAUACCUAUACAGAUAACAAAUCAGCACAAAUAGUUUUUGUAUGGUUGCGU
Messenger RNA from Cylas formicarius (sweet potato weevil), 686 nucleotides. It is a transcript of the gene Ak3, whose product is annotated as GTP:AMP phosphotransferase AK3, mitochondrial. NCBI's taxonomy places the organism in Eukaryota, Metazoa, Arthropoda, Insecta, Coleoptera, Brentidae. The coding region runs from base 1 to 669 and encodes 222 amino acids. Gene Ontology annotation, cellular component: cytoplasm; mitochondrion. The transcript is spliced from 4 exons. The record is from RefSeq and is a predicted model, not a curated record. Gene Ontology annotation, biological process: nucleobase-containing compound metabolic process. Gene Ontology annotation, molecular function: AMP kinase activity; ATP binding.